This is a messenger RNA of Leguminivora glycinivorella, 3527 nucleotides long. RefSeq names its product sex determination protein fruitless-like (gene Mod(mdg4)). Gene Ontology annotation, cellular component: nucleus. The record is from RefSeq and is a predicted model, not a curated record. NCBI's taxonomy places the organism in Eukaryota, Metazoa, Arthropoda, Insecta, Lepidoptera, Tortricidae. Gene Ontology annotation, molecular function: protein binding. Gene Ontology annotation, biological process: regulation of transcription by RNA polymerase II.
ACGACACAGUAUACGUCGCGUUUGCGUCAUCAUACCGUGAACAGCGCUCAAACGGGGAGGACGUGGGAUGAACAAGUGUGCAGUGCAUAAUUAGAAACAUUGUUUUAUUUAUUUCAAAUGUUUCUAAUAUCGGAAUUAUAAAGUACAAAGUAUUAGGAUAGGGUUCAAGAAAUAAACGUCGCCAUCAUGGCGUCGGACGAACAAUUUUCAUUAUGUUGGAACAAUUUCCACGCGAAUAUGUCGGCAGGCUUUCAUGGCCUGCUGUCGCGUGGAGAUUUAGUAGAUGUCACAUUAGCUGCCGAAGGCAGGCUAUUGCAGGCACACAAAUUAGUCCUAUCAGUAUGUUCUCCCUACUUCCAGGAGAUGUUCAAAAUGAACCCAACUCAGCAUCCAAUAGUAUUUUUAAAAGAUGUUAGUCAUUCAGCGUUAAGGGACUUAUUACAGUUUAUGUACCAAGGUGAAGUUAAUGUUAAGCAAGAAGAGUUAGCGUCGUUUAUUAGUACCGCGGAACAGCUUCAAGUGAAAGGUUUAACCGGUAAUCAAAAUGAAGAAAGUUCCACGCCAUCCAAACCAAAGCCGACCUCGAGGCCAGGCCCGAGGUCGUCACAACAAAGGCAAUCUGUUAUGACUAAGUUAGAGACUGAUUUAGAUUCUAAGCCCUCCUCAACUCCAGUAGCAAUUAAGCGACCAAAUAGGCCAUCAAUAGCAUCAAACAAUUCUUCAUCCUCACAAUCUGGACCUGUUAAACGGAAAUGUGUGGACCCAUUAGAAGCUGGACCAUCUGGAUCAGCUAAAGAAGAAUUUGUUACGAUACCUGAUGAAGAUGAAAACAACGCUGUGGCACCCAAAAUGGAACCCGAAUUUGUUAACGAAAGUAUGUGGGAUGAUGACGAUGACGGAACAAACAAUGAUGAAACAAAUUUCGGCGAAGAUGACUCUAAUAUGGAAAUGACAGGAUUUGAUGGCUCGACGACUGGCGAUGGCAAUUUGACUGGUGGUGCGGAAGGUGGAGCUGUAGGUGAUGCGCAAGAGGCGUUUUUCUUGCCUUCACGAGCGGGUAAAUCGGUGCUGAUCUUCCGGAACAAUAAGUUCUGGGUGAACAACCAAUACCGAAAGCUGAACUGGGCGUGCCGCGACAAAGACACCAAGGGCUGCCUGUGCAGGGUCCAGACUACCAUGGAUGGCCGUUUCGUCAGGAUCAAAGGCGGGCACAACCAUACGCCGAACUUUACUCCGGAAAAUUUCGACUCUCCAUCGCCUAUAGAGAAACCAUUCGGCAAUCAAGUAGGUGCCUGGCAUCAGGCAGUUAAACGUAUGGGUGUGGUUUCAGUGGAAUGGGGUGUGUCCCGGCACGGCAACCCAGUGGUGGUGGUGGACGGGCAGCGGUUCCGGCGCUGCGGGCGCCCGGCCGGCGACCGCGCCACCUGGCUCUGCAUCAAGUCCGACACGGGCUGCCGCUGCUACGUCGUCACUCUAUGCGACAGGGUCAGUAUACUGCUGACAAGUGGUAUCGUUGUGAUCGGCAACGAAGUGGGCACGGCCAGUACGCCGACGCUGGGGCUUCCGUUCCCGUUCCCUUGCUUCCCCGGGCAGUUCCGCUACUGCCUGAGCAAGCGUGGCAAGCCGGCCAUCGAGGUGGGCGCACAUCGGUUCUGCUUUAACGGACGCGCGGCCAGCGGAAAAGUGUGGUGGCGGUGUUCCCGCAACCCGCGCUGCCGCGCCGCCGUGCACACCUUCGGCUUGCGCGUCGUGCAGAUGAACAGCGCGCACACCUGCGGCGUCCGCGCAACCCCGCUCAGGCCCAUGUUCUAACCGAGAGUUCCUCCUCUUAUCCAAGCGGAUUUUAUGUUCGCUCUAAUGUAUCGCUGCGGUUAAAUACGUCCCUUUCGUCGCCGUCGUCAAUUAUCGGCCCGUGACGAUUGAUUGUCCUGAUAGCGGGAGCAAGCGAUGAACUUGUUGAUGAUCAAAAAUUUUUCGUGCAGGUGACGUAAAAUUGACGAGUCAAUUUAUCUAAGACCGUUGGCUUUUAAUAAAAAUGUUGGCUAGGCACCGAUUGAUGCUUUAGAUGGCAAUUCACAGUUUUCACCGUCAGUCAGCGAAUUUUCGGUGAAAAUAUAUUUGGAUGGGUGAAAUGUUGCUUUCGUGCCUUGAGCCGGCGGUCGAUUACAUUACCUAUGUACUCUUAUUGUAGAUUAGUCACAUCAUGUAUACGAAUUUUAAUUCGCUAUUACCGUCUUUGAUAUUAUUCUCCAAAGAGAUCAAAUGUGUAUUACCUAUAUAUUUAAUUGAAUGCAUUUAAAUAUUUGAUAUUUUGCGCUGUGUAAAGUAUACGAAUCUUUUAUAGAAUAGAAUGGCCGUCGUGAACAAAUAACUUGAGACAAUUCUAGAGCGGAGAGCUUCCAUUUCUAUGGGCUGCUGAUAUAAAUAAAAUUAGUACAAAAUGUAUUCUCUCUUAUCUCAUUAUUUAUAAUUUAAGCUAUCCCAUAAAGCAUAGCAUGAUGAAAACGUAAUGAAAGGCAAAAAUGGAACGCGCUCUCGAGUCUCAGUUCUGAUCUUCCGCACACAACGGCCCUAGUUGUAGUUAUUGUACAAAGUGAUAGCUCUCUUAUGAUAUAUUAUCCUAAGUAUUUUUAUACAUUAUUUUUAUUACGAUUUUACUCGUAUAUUGCGAAGUAAAUCGAAGGUCGCCGGAGCGCGCCGGCACGGUAGUCGGCAGCUGACACUGGUUGGUUUCGAUUGCAGUCAGGAUUAGGAGCUGUGCUUGUCAGAGACUUGAUUAUGGAUCAUACGUUGUAUACACGAGUAGGACUGCCUAACGACUUGUUAAAGUAGGAAUCUGCAUUUAUUGAACUUGACUUAUAUAAUAAUACUCAUCGUAUACGUUCUAGUUGUAGGUUUUUUUAGUGAGAUUUUAUUAUUCGUAGUUAUUUUUUUGAGCAUUUUAUAUUUUUUAAGUGAAUAGGUACUUAUUUUACAGAUUUCGUUAUUUUUUAUUUUUGACAAAGUAGGUGCAAGUAUUUUACAGUAUCGGCAGGUUAACCGGAUUAUGACAAUUUACCAUGUUUAACAUAAUAUUUUACACUGAAUUUAUUUUCUAGUUAAGUGAUAAAGAUGUAUACGAUUCACUGUAACCUAUGAAGUAUUAUAUUGGAAGUAUUAUUUUGUGUAUUGUGAUAAGAUAUUAUUUUAUGGUUUAGUUCAGAAAGUACUUUGAAUAACGGUAGCUCUAAGCGUCAGUCGUGGAUGGGAAUCGUCUUACCUCGGAAAGAGUUGGGCAAACUGUGGGCCGGGGUUGCGUUCUGUAGUGAGAACAUCUGACCCUUUAGCACAACUUGCCUUGUCGCGCGCGAGCCCAUACAUCAAGCGCGACUUCAAGUAUGGACUCGCGCGCUAGGGGUUCCAGCCGUUACAGGUUUCCCAACUGUUUUUGUGGGCAGAUGGGAAUUGUUUAUGCUGUGUAGUGUACUGGUAGCUGGAGACUUGUGUAUAGGUACAAAGAAGUGAUUAUAUUGCGCUGAUGUAACUCA